AUGAGUGAUAAUAAGCUGCUCCAAGAAUACGACACCCUUCGUUUAUUAACUUGUGUCGUAUCCCAGAACAGGCACCAUUUGGUUCAGCAAAUGAUCCAGCUCAUCGUGAACGGAGGUCAGUCGGCACGGACACUGGCCGAGUUCACGCAAAGAUCCCCAUUCCUGGAGAUACAUGGACCCCGAGAGACAUCAGACGCUCCUAGACUCCUACGGACGCACCUGCCGAUGAACAGACUGCGGCUCAGCGGAAAAUCGAAAUACGUUUACGUUGCCAGAAACCCCUGGGAUUGCUGCAUGUCCAACUUCCACAUGAUGCGAGAUCUUCCGGCGUUCCGUUUCGCCGACGGAAGUUUCAAAGACUUCCUAGACGUGUUUCUCGAUGGACAAUCCGGCUUCGGUGACUAUUUCGACCACGUCGUCUCGGGUCACAGCCGCAGACACGAUGCGAAUGUGUUUUUCGUGACCUACGAAGAGAUUGUUAAAGACAGGGCUUGCGUUGUUCUGAAGUUGGCAGACUUCUUGGGCAAAGGUUACGGCGAAGCUUUGCGGAUUAACGGCAGAUUUAUGGAACUCAUUGUGGAGGGAAGCGGUGUGGACUUUAUGAGGGAUGUAUUUGAGUGUACCUUGGGAAAAUAUGCUAAAAAUGCAGAUGAAGAUUGA
Molecule: messenger RNA, 660 nt
Organism: Ixodes scapularis (black-legged tick)
Lineage: Eukaryota; Metazoa; Arthropoda; Arachnida; Ixodida; Ixodidae
Product: sulfotransferase ssu-1-like
Exons: 3
Coding region: 1-660 (219 amino acids)
Biological process (GO): sulfation
Cellular component (GO): cytoplasm
Molecular function (GO): sulfotransferase activity
Source: RefSeq, a predicted model, not a curated record